Desarmillaria tabescens is the source of this 850-nucleotide messenger RNA. RefSeq lists its product as uncharacterized. NCBI's taxonomy places the organism in Eukaryota, Fungi, Basidiomycota, Agaricomycetes, Agaricales, Physalacriaceae. The coding region runs from base 167 to 730 and encodes 187 amino acids. The record is from RefSeq and is a predicted model, not a curated record. The transcript has 5 exons.
GGCAUUUUUCUACUUAUAAUUAUGCACUCUCAUGCAUCGUGAUUAAUUCAGGUCGUCACUUCUCCUAAUAUAACGGGUCUUCUAGGUGCUGAGUUUGACUACUUCGAGAAAAUCAGGCAACUUAGAUUACCGCAAUUCGUUUCAAGAGCGGCUGAAAUGAAACUAAAUGCAAAGAGCGGUAUGGUCAGCUGUCGGGUCCAAGACAAGCGACAGGGUGCUAGAUUCACAAUUUGUUGCGGAGCGGAAUGCUAUGGUUUUCUUGUUCUCCACGGCAUUAUUUGCUAAAGAAUUCAGAAAGAACUUCAGACCUGACUUUCUGAGCGUCAACACGACUAUGGUCAAGUCGCAUAUGUACAAGUCGGCGGUUAUAGCCAUUGGUAUGGGUGCGAGUCGGACUUUGCAAAUUGGUGGAGUCGGGAGCCAGGAUCUAGCACAGUUCAGCAAGUUUGGUCCGGUGCUGCAGGCCGUUCAGAAAGGUGAUAUUACCGAAAUCACAUACAAGAGUUUCUGGGACUCUAUGAAUGCCCUACUCCAGCUUGAGUCCGGCGACCAUGCCGUGACUGGAUUUGACGGUGCUUCAAUAUCCUUCUCAAAGACAGAGCCUGUCACCAUUGCUCCGCCCCAGUUACCUCCAUCAUCUGAACCAUCUCAAUCACUAGGCGGCAAAACCUUUGUUGGGAUGGCACAAUUGCUGGUUGCGGAGGCCUUAACAGGGAAAAGGAAGGGUUGAAAAGUUCACCGAAUCCUGAAUCUCAGAAUACCGUCCGUUCGUCACGGAAAAGCAGAUGGCGUUGAAGCUCCCUCACAGUACUUCACGCUAAACUCAAAGAACAAACCUAACAAGGGGAGU